AUGGCGGAAAGUCAAGCCGCGCUUAAUGAAAGUACAGUCAGAGAUCUGGCACGAUAUGCCUUGAUCAACGAGCUCAAAAGACGACCGUUUAAGAGGGAGGAUAUUUCUAAAGCAGAACUUCUUGGCACUCACGGUCGGCAAUUCGAUAAGUUACUGGAAAAAUGCAACAUCGAGCUUACAUCGGUCUUUGGAAUGGAAUUGGUGGAAAUGCGAUCCCGUGGAUGCAAUGCGGGACAGGUGGAUCUUCAGAAUACGAUUAAGCGACACAGCAUGAAAAACUCACAAGCCAACGAAGAUGAGGACGUUCCAAUGAAAUCUCAGAAAGGGAAAAGUUCAUCGACAAAACAAUACGUGCUUCGAUCGAGCUUGAAACCCAGUUUGAUCAAGAAAAUUACACAGAUCGUCGACGACGAGAUUCCAGACAAUGAUGCCAACGAAGACGAUUGGAGCCAACCAAAUGAUUCGAUUCUAGAUUGGAAACAUGGCGACGAACUUGGUCAUAUGGGAAUCUUGGGCUUCGUCCUGGCAUUGAUCCUGAUGCAUGGGCGGGCAAUUGAUAACAGCCAACUCUUAAUCUACUUUAGACGGCUCAAAAUUGGCGAGAACUGGCAACCUCCUUCUACUCCUGCCUGUGCUCACCCACCAACCCAGCUUACACGCCUUCUGUCUGACUUCGCCAAACAAGGCUAUCUCGAACAUGUGAAGCAUGAUGGCAAAGCGGGACGAGGUGGACCAUCACAAGCAAGCAACAAUCGUCAAUCGCAAACCGGAGCCAAUGACAGCAGUCAAGAUGGCGAAUGGCAUUGGGGGGCUCGUGCGGAAAUAGAGUUCGGGGAAACGCAGAUCGCUGAAUUCAUGAGUGAUGUGUAUUGUUCUGCCCAAGGAACAGCGGCUGAUCAAACUCAGCCCGAAACUCAUGCGGCCCAACACGCACGUCAUGAAAAACUUAUCCAGGAUAUUACGAAAUCUGCCGGAAGCGCGCUGCAAGAUUCAAGUCAACUUCAUGUCCCGGGAAUCUUCAAGCCUGCUGCGGAGGCGAGUUAG
Puccinia triticina is the source of this 1044-nucleotide messenger RNA. RefSeq lists its product as uncharacterized. Gene Ontology annotation, biological process: DNA repair. The record is from RefSeq and is a predicted model, not a curated record. NCBI's taxonomy places the organism in Eukaryota, Fungi, Basidiomycota, Pucciniomycetes, Pucciniales, Pucciniaceae. Gene Ontology annotation, cellular component: nucleus. The transcript has 5 exons. Bases 1 to 1044 code for a protein of 347 amino acids.